GUUUAGGUUACUCAUACUGAAAGUGAAAGUAAAGAAGAAGGGCGAGCGACAAACAGCAGUGUUUAAACAUUAGGCUGUGAAUUCCUCCACCAAGAACUUGGUGUCCAUCUCGAGGAGCCUGAACGCAAAAUUGGCCCGAUCAGACGGAAAACAUUCCAGAGGAGGGUUUUUAUCCUCUGCGGCCUGUGUGUCAUCUAUAGCGGGAGGAGACCUGCUGCUGCUUUCAUUUCCAGUGUCCAGCGCGGGUGAGGAGGGGGGCUGUUCGUCAGGCACCAGGUCUGGCUCUGCCCUGGAGCAGGUAGCAACUGAUAAAGAAACAUGGCCUCCAGUGGAACCUUCUUUAUUCUCAUUGCCGUCUGGGUCGCUGCAGGAAAUGCAAAUAAUUUUUAUGUAAAAAUAGAAUGCAACACAAAAAACAGAGGAGAAUAUGGCCAUCAGUCACUGCUGGAGUGUGUUGUCAAAACCACAAAAGAAGUAGCAGGUGCAGUAAUCCGGAUUGUGACUUGGACGAAAGAGGGAGCUGAGCAACCCUUGCUGUUUUUUAACAGAGGGAAACUCCAGCAGGAGCCAGGCUAUAGAUUUGCUGAACCAUCCUGGAAUGACAACAACAUGAACAUAUCCCUGCUCAUUGCUGAAACUAAGGUGGCAGAUGAUGGAGAUUAUACAUGCAUGGUGAUCACAGACAGCGGCGAUGCCAGCAGCCUCACUAGCCUCAACGUCAAAGCCACAUACAGAGACCCAACUGUACGCUCCAUUCCUGAGAAAAUAUCUGAAGAUGCAGAUAACGACCUGAUUUGUAACGCUGAUGGCUACCCGAAAGGUCAGCUUCGCUGGUUUGACGAACACAAUGAGGAGUGGACAAAGAGUGCAGAAAUGGACGUGAGAAAGACCGACAAUGGCCUGUUUCAGCUCUCAAGCACGCUGACUUUGCUGAAAGGAUCCCGUUUCUCCAAGUAUACCUGUGUCGUGUUCAAUGCCACUGGAGGCAAAGAGGGUUCGACCACAUUCGAAAUGCCACCGAUUUCUGGAGGGCGUGGGGCCAGCGGAGGGUUGAAUCACUCCUCCAAAAUAGUCGUUCCUGUGAUUGUCAUUGGAUCACUGAUCGUGGGAUUGCUGUUGGCAUUGUUGAUUUAUAGAAGGCGAUCUAUAGACAUCAGGGAAGACUUUGGACAAAUUAAAACCUCUGCUUUAAUUCUUUAUCUUCGCAUCAGGGUUAGCGUCCGCCGUGUCUUUAAAGGUGAUCAUCAACGGGGCCGUGCAGAAGAAUUUGAUGCUGAGCAAGGUCAUCUUCAGAAAACAGAACCUGAACAAGGUCAAGACAGCCAGCCCUGAGGUGACACCACAUGCCACAUGAAUAUACCAGUCCCUCCAGGAUUUCGCGGGCGUUUUUCGUGAUUAUUGCGGCCGAAAAUGCCUGAAUGCUUUUCUAAAACAAUUGCGAUAAAUUUGUUGUGAUAAAAUUGCGGGAGACAGUGACAAUUGCUAAAAAGCUGCAUUUUUUCCAGCUUGUAGAACAUGUUUCAACACUGUAACUGACAAUAUUUAUUCCGAAAUUAAUUAUUUGACAUUCCAACCCACUUCCACAGAAGCUGGCACACCAUAGUGGGACAUUAGCAGCAGCCAGAUACUGGUUUAAUAUGACGUGGCCUAACUAUGCAGGGGGUGACAGGACUUGAUAGGACUCAGAAACAUCCCCACAAUUUAUUCAGUUGUUCUUUGUGUCAUUUCCGAUACAUCCACAGAGGUAGAUUUGUUGUAGGAUCACAAUCAUGUGAUCGUCAGCAGGCCGCAGAGGUAGCGUUUACUUGUUGCCAUGGUUACCGUGCCGCUAUCAGACGCCGUGCUGCUAUGACUCCUUAACAAAUCCGUUGAUCCAAACUUUAAGCCAUAUCACUGCCGAAGUCUAAUCAAUUGGUCCUUGUGUCAUUUCUGACUGACCCUGAAAACUUAAUUUAAAUCUCUGAGUCUGUUUUUGAGUGAUGUUAGUAACAGAGGAAGGAUUCACACAGGCUGAUCUUCACAUAACUCUGCCGUGUUCUUUGGUGGAAUAAUUCAUCUAAUUUACCUCAUUAUUUUUGGCAAGUCAACCCCGUAAGAAGACGAACCGUUCCGGCUCUUUCUCCACCCUCAGCUGAGACUAACUGAGCUGGGUCGAACUGGACCAGCGGCGCUCAAUGGCUAUCAAAAGGCAGGACGCAGAGACGUUGCCUCGCGACAGACUUCACGGCUCACGGCUUCAUGGUUCUGUCGCAGUUUGAAGAAAAGCCCUCUGACGGUGAAGCCCUGAGCUCAGCUCAUGUGGUUUCUUCUGCACCAGCGGCCAACGGUGUGUCGGGGACUUCCUGUCCCAACGGCCUGGCGGCUCCCCCUCCUCUACUGCAUGCCGAGAUGACUCCGCACCCCGCUCGAUCGGCAACCUCUCCGUCGCUUCCUGGUGAUAGCCAGGACUGCUCCGCUGCUGUCCCGGAGCAGCAGCUGUCAUCCCGGGCCACCAUUUCUGCUUCACGCCGGAGGCUUCUAGAGGUGGCGGUGCGGAGGCGUUUGAGGAACAUCCACUACCCUGGCCCAACCCUGGAUCCUCGUCCCGGAGCUGAGGCUGCUGCCUGCCACAGCGAUCGGCAUCUCCCGGAGCCCACGAAGCUCCUCUCCACCAGAUCGGACACCACCGUCGGCACAAGGACCACCACCUUCCCUCCCGCUGAGCGGCCUACCUCGGCGGUAAGGCGGAUGGACACACGCCCGACUCCGUCCCCGGCUCCUCUCCCUGCCCAUCGCCAGAAGGUGCCAGCAAAGCAUUCCCCAGCCCCUGAUGGCAGCGUCUUGCCUCACCGGUCACCUCAUCCUCUUUUCAGUCCUACAACAGUCAUCACUGGCGACAGUAUUGUAAGAAAUAUCCGUUUCUUCAACGGCAUCACUCGAUGUUUUCCUGGCGCUACCGUUGCCGAUAUUCUGGACAAACUUCCCAAGCUGCUACUGUCCAUCCCGUCAUCAGUAUGCUGCUUGAUAAUUCAUGUUGGCACAAACGACAUGGCUCGGCGACAGUCUGAGCUGACGAAAAAGGAUUUUAAUGACCUCUUCAGCCUGCUGAAAAAUUGUGGUAAGUCGGUAUUUAUUAGCGGACCCUUACCAACUCUGUCUCGUGGUGCUGAGCGCUUUUCCAGAUUGCUCAGUUUGAACACCUGGCUCCUGCACAUCUGUCCAACUCACAACCUGAAUUUUAUUGACAAUUUUAACCUUUUCUGCAACUGCCCUGGAUUUUAUAGACGCGAUGGUCUGCAUCCGAGCACACUGGGCACCUCGCUUUUAACAGAUAACAUUCACCAUGUGGUUCAAUCAACUCCAGCUGAUUGACUGCCAAUAAGGCACGCCCACUCGCCACACACCUCGCACGUCUCCCCUCUGCCCACAGAAACACAGGACUACAUCACUCACAACAUCCCAACAGUUGUUUUUAACAGAUUCACCAAAACCCGGACUGUAUUUAGAAAAAGAACCCUGUUUCCUGUAAAACACCACGAGGCGCGCCCGUUCAGCACGAGCAUCAACAUGGCCAUGCUGAACGUGCGCUCUCUUUUAAACAAACUUUUAUUGGCAAUGAUUUGAUUUUAGAUAAUAAAUUGGAUAGUCUUCUCCUGACAGAGACAUGGCUUGGCAACGAUGCACCUGCUGUUCUCACCGAGGCUUCCCCACCGAAUUUUAACUUCUUAUUCUCCACUAGACAGGGUAAAAGAGGAGGUGGAACAGCCUCCAUUACAAGCGAAACACUCACCCCAACUGAAGUAUCUUUUAACAGUUACUCAUCAUUCGAGCAUCACGCUUUUGUUUUUAGCAGCAACCAAAUUCUCUGUGUAACAGUCUACAGACCACCUCAUCACUCCAGGCUUUUUAUCAGUGAAUUCUCAGAACUUUUAUCAAUCAUUCACACAAAAUAUGACAGAAUUUUAAUAAUUGGUGAUUUUAAUUUACAUGUCGACAACAUCUCAGACCCAAUGUCCAGAGACUUUUUAAAUCUUUUAGACUGUCUUGAUUUUAAACAGCAUGUCACACAGCCAAUUCACAACAGAGGACACACCUUGGACCUGGUUAUAACCCAUGGCCUAUCCAUUGAUGUGUCCUCUGUUGUUGACCUGGCUGUUUCUGACCAUUACUGUGUGUUUUUUAAUAUCACCAGUUUUAAUCAGCGCGGGGCCCCAGUGAGAACAGUGAGGAAACGUUACCUAACUUCUGAAGUGGCUGCAAAUUUUAUUGAGAUGUUACAGAGUACUCCUGCAGUAAUUUUACCUGCACCGUGUGAUUUUAUCAUUGAUAAGUUUAACCGUAAUCUGAAGUCAACCUUGGACUCAGAAGCUCCACUUUUAACUAAAGCAAUCAAAAGAAAACCUAUACCCCCGUGGAGAAAAAAUGAUAAAAUCAAUCAAUUAAAAAGAAAGUGCAGGAGUGUUGAGAGGAGAUGGAGGAAAUCAAAAUUAACAGUACAUUAUGAAAUGGUAUGUCAACAACUCAAAACAUACAAUAAAACAGUGAAACAGGCAAGAACAUCUCAUUUCUCACAACUCAUCACAGAGCAUAAAAACAACCCCUGGUUCUUCUUCUCCACUUUUAAUGUUUUAACAAGCACUAAUUUUAAUAAAGCUUUUAAGGCGCCAACAGAUCCUCUUUGUGAGAACUUUGCAGACCACUUCAGAACCUAGAUCAAGGACAUCAGAUCCAGCAUUUUAUCCCAACAAGUUUUACCUGUUACAACACCUGAUCUACUGUCCUUGCCUGAGGAAACCCUGGAGAGUUUUGCCCUGGUUGAUGACACUUGGUCGACUUUUCUCCCAAGUAAACCCAGCAACCUGCCUUUUAGAUCCAGUUCCCACACCACUUCUAAGAUCAUUUUAUGGAUUCUUUGAGGAACAAUUUUUAAACAUAAUGAACUGCUCUCUUCAGACAGGUGUCUUCCCCACUGCCUUUAAAACGGCGAAGCCCCUUCUGAAGACGAGCAGUCUAGACCCCAAUGUUUUUAAUAACUACCGUCCUGUAUCCAACUUACCAUUUUUAAGUAAAAUUUUAGAAAAACUGUUUUUUAACCAAGUCAAUGACUUUUUAAACAGAAUUAAUAUUUUAGAAAAACAUCAGUCUGGUUUUAGGAUGAACCACAGUACAGAGACAGCACUUUUAAAGAUUUUAAAUGACAUCAGGUGGAACUUGGAUCACAAAAAACUAAGUGUUGGUUCUACUGGGCCUAAGCGCUGCUUUUGAUACAGUAGACCAUCACAUUUUAUUAAACAGACUCAGACACCUGGUUGGCAUCUCUGGUACUGUUUUUAACUGGUUCACUUCUUACCUCACAGACUGAUGUUUUUAUGCAAGUAUGGAUACGUGUUCCUCAGGAACCCAUGAAAUUAUGUGUGGGGUUCCCCAAGGGUCAAUUUUAGGUCCCAUGCUUUUUAACCCUUUAAGCUUCAAUCAAUUCCAGCCGUUUUCAGUACAAAAAAUCGCUAAUAUUCUAUUUUUAAAUAAAAAAAAUUACGAAAAAUACGGGGAAUAUUGGACGCGCAUCGGGAGGUGCAUUUCCUUGAAAACGACCGAUUCGGGGAUUUUAUACCGACUUCAGGACCUGUUUUGGAUAAAAUAGUUUACUGGCUUGUGUCAUCUGGAUGUAAAAGGUUGGAUUAUGGCCGUUUUUUGUGGAAUCUUUUCAUUUGUGUGUAAUAAUAAACCCGGAAAUGUGAGUCGCGCUGUGUGCGUUGAAGCCGGAUGGAUGGAUGAAUAUUUGUUUUUGUCGGACAAAUGUGUUUUUCUCACCCGCUGUGGUAAUCGCAUCUGAAAGUGGUUUAUACUCGGCGCAUUCAUGAGAAUCUAAGCUUUCCAUCAGCUUAUAGUGUUUGUAUAAUCGUGUUUGCAGCCGUCGGACAUUCUUGAAAUUCCUAUGCAAAUUAGUAGGUGUACCGCCGGCGGUACACUGAAGCUUAAGGGGUUAAUCUUUAUAUGCUUCCUCUUGGGGACGUCAUCAGGAGACACGGUAUCAUUUUCCAUAGCUACGCUGAUGAUACACAGCUGUACAUUGCCGUGUCUCCUGAUGACAAUAGAUACCCUUUUAAAGUGUAUUUUAGACAUUAGGUCAUGGAUGGCAGCGAACUUCCUACAGCUCAACCAGGACAAAACUGACAAAACUUUUAGUUAUAGGUCCUGAAGGUCAGAGAGAGAAACUUUUACCAAAAUUACAAGAUUUUAAACCAGCAGAAUUUGUAAAAACCUGGGCAUGAUUUUUGACUCUUGAGCUGAGCUUCAUCCCACAUAUUAAACAGAUAAUAAAAAUAUUUUUUUUCCAUCUUAAGAACAUAGCCAGAGUCCGCCCAUUUCUCUCUCAGGCCAGCAUGGAGGUGCUAAUGCAUGCUUUUAUCUCUUCUCAUUAAAAGAGAAUUUGUAAUGCCCUGCUCUCUGGUCUUCCCAAAAAGACUAUUUUUAACCCUUUAAGCUUCAAUCAAUUCCAGCCGUUUUCAGUACAAAAAAUCGCUAAUAUUCUAUUUUUAAAUAAAAAAAAUUACGAAAAAUACGGGGAAUAUUGGACGCGCAUCGGGAGGUGCAUUUCCUUGAAAACGACCGAUUCGGGGAUUUUAUACCGACUUCAGGACCUGUUUUGGAUAAAAUAGUUUACUGGCUUGUGUCAUCUGGAUGUAAAAGGUUGGAUUAUGGCCGUUUUUUGUGGAAUCUUUUUAUUUGUGUGUAAUAAUAAACCCGGAAAUGUGAGUCGCGCUGUGUGCGUUGAAGCCGGAUGGAUGGAUGAAUAUUUGUUUUUGUCGGACAAAUGUGUUUUUCUCACCCGCUGUGGUAAUCGCAUCUGAAAGUGGUUUAUACUCGGCGGAUUCAUGAGAAUCUAAGCUUUCCAUCAGCUUAUAGUGUUUGUAUAAUCGUGUUUGCAGCCGUCGGACAUUCUUGAAAUUCCUAUGCAAAUUAGUAGGUGUACCGCCGGCGGUACACUGAAGCUUAAGGGUUUAAUCUUUAUAUGCUUCCUCUUGGGGACGUCAUCAGGAGACACGGUAUCAUUUUCCAUAGCUACGCUGAUGAUACACAGCUGUACAUUGCCGUGUCUCCUGAUGACAAUAGAUACCCUUUUAAAGUGUAUUUUAGACAUUAGGUCAUGGAUGGCAGCGAACUUCCUACAGCUCAACCAGGACAAAACUGACAAAACUUUUAGUUAUAGGUCCUGAAGGUCAGAGAGAGAAACUUUUACCAAAAUUACAAGAUUUUAAACCAGCAGAAUUUGUAAAAAACCUGGGCAUGAUUUUUGACUCUUGAGCUGAGCUUCAUCCCACAUAUUAAACAGAUAAUAAAAAUAUUUUUUUUCCAUCUUAAGAACAUAGCCAGAGUCCGCCCAUUUCUCUCUCAGGCCAGCAUGGAGGUGCUAAUGCAUGCUUUUAUCUCUUCUCAUUAAAAGAGAAUUUGUAAUGCCCUACUCUCUGGUCUUCCCAAAAAGACUAUUUUUAAUCUCCAGUUAUUACAAAACUCAGCCACACACGUGCUGACAAGGACCAGAGGGCGGGAACACAUUACACCAGUUUUAGAGUUGCUGCAUUUGCUCCCUGUCCGCUUCAGGAUCGAUUUUAAGGUUCUUUUACUAGUUUUUAAAUGUCUUAAAGGCCUUGCGCCUUCUUAUUUGUCUGAUCUUCUUUUACCAUAUACCCUCGCGGAUCCUGAGGUCCUCUGGCAGCGGCCUUUUGUCCAUACCACAAGCAAGGACAAAAACCCACGGCAAGGCGGCAUUUAGCCACUAUGGCCCCCGCCUGUGGAACAGCCUGCCGGAGAACCUCAGGACUGCAGAGACUGUUGAUGUUUUUAAAGGAAGGUUAAAAACGCACCUUUUUAAUCAGGCUUUUAAUUAACUUUUUAAUUCCUUCUUAUGUCCUUAUCAUUACUCAUCCAUUAUCUUAUGUAUUUUUAUGACUAUAACUGUUCAAUUUAUUCAUCUUAUUGUGCAGCCCCUUUAUUUUAUAUGUUAAAAUUAUUAUUUUUUUUUCUUUAACUCCAGUCUUUCUUCAGGGGGGGUCCUCCUGAAAAGGGCUGCAGCAUCUGGUCUGCUGUUGGGGGUGCUGUCUGUGGGUCCCUUCGCCCUGGUUGGAUGGGGGGUUUCCCACCUCGGUGUGGGGUCCCCCUGUCUGUCGGGGUCUAGGGGGGUACGUGCCGGCACCCCCGGCGGUCAUGGCCUGCAGCUCCUCCCAGUAUGGACGACCCCAGUGGUGACGUUUUCCAUGACCCUCGGUGCCAUGCCAUGUCUCCAUACAGUUGUGGUGUGCGUGCGUGCGUGCGUGCGUGCGUGCGUGCGUGCGUGCGUGCGUGCGUGCGUGAACUCCUCUCCACAGAAAAACAAAGCCCAGUUUCUGGAGGAAAAUUGGGACAUAUGUAUUUCUUUGUGUGCUUUCAUUUACAGUAAAGGACAUUCAGACCUCCUGCAGAGGGAUGGAGUUCCCUGCAGAACAUUAACACCUUGGAAGAACCAUUUGAAAAUCAAUGACUCUCACUUUAUGCCGUGAAUAUUUUCUUUAAUCAACACUCAUCCAGACCUAACCUUCCUUCCCCCCUCAGGAAUGCCAUCUCCCUUUGUUAGCAGGAUCUGAUAAGACAGGUCGUAAAAUUUUAUGACCCUGGAGACUGGUACCAACUUAAGGAACUUAACUAAAACAGAACAUCCUCCAAAUUCAUAUUUCUGAGAUGUAUUUUGUGUUUUCAUGAUUACCGAAGUUACAGAAAGAACUUCAUCUAUAACAUAUUCAAAAAUUGUGUUUUUAUAUAGAACUCAAGUUAUGAAAUGUCUUGUUGAAUCCAAUUUUUUCCACAGUCCCACAGUGCCCCCGACUGACGUUGGAGGAUGCGAUGAUUUCGGAAUGAAUUCCAUUAUUAACCUCUGAAUUUAUUUUCCAUUAAGAAUGUAAAAGGUAAAACUGUGUUAUUCAUUACCAUAUGUAUGACAUGUUAUCAUAUCUUCACUGUGACAUAUAUUUUUAGUAUCUAGAGCACAUUCACAUAUGGUUUAUUGAAUUAAAUAAUUCACAUAUUUGUUUGCCUGUAUAAUCAAGAAUAUGUUACCUUUGAUUGUAUUAAAGUAUGUUUUAAGGAUCAUGGUGAGAGAUAAACUGAUCGCGUUUGCAGAUUUAAUAUCGUAUUUUAAUCCACUCUUGACCAUCUCUCGUCCCCCCCCUCCCCUGAAGACAGGGGAGUGAUCAGGUUACUAGUAAGAAUCGCGCCAAAAGUAUCCUCUCCAUGCCUCCAGGCCGGACAGACUGAUAAAGGCCGGACAACUAUGAGGGGCCGUACAAGACUUAAUUCAUUCUCGUCCUCUCACACACAUAUAUUUUCUUUCAUACUUGCAUACGUUCUCCUGUCACACACAUACAUUCUCCUUUCACAUACAUACAUUCUCCUUUCACACACAUAUAUUUUCACUCUCUUACACGCAUACAUUCUCCUCUCACACACAUACAUUCCCCUUUUACACACAUAUAUUUUCCUUGCACACACAUACAUUCUCCUUUCACACACAUAUAUUUUCCUUGCACACACAUACAUUCCCCUUUUACACACAUAUAUUUUCCUUGCACACACAUACAUUCUUCUUUCACAUACAUAUAUUUUAAUUUUCACGCACACACACAUUUUACUUUCACAUACGUACAUUUUCACUCAUGCACACACAUACAUUCUCCUCUCACAUGCAUAUAUUGUCACACUUGCACAUACACACAUUCUCCUUUCACAUUCAUACAUUCUCCUAAAUAAAUAGACAUAUAUGUAUAUGUACAAAGAAAAUAUGUGCAUGUAAGAGAAGAAUGUAUGUAUGUAAGAGGAGAAUGUAGGUGUGUGAGAGGAGAAUGUAUGUAUGUGCGAGAGAGAAUAGUGGAAAAGGAAGUAAGUAUAGUGGAAAAGGAAGUCCAUCGUUUUUUGUGCUGUGAUUGGCUGAAAAACUCAAGUGGGCGGUGAUGUUCAGGAAACGGUUACCAUGGCAGGUGGAGAGGAGUCCCGAGCGCUUCAGCAAGCCAUUGGGGUUUUAAGAAACAUUUUGUCAUCCCCAGAAACGGUCACAUAUUAUCGUCGUCGCUUGAGCAGCAGGCGACAGGUUUAUCUGCACCAAACUUUACUCACAGCACUGUGGAAAGUGAGAUGAGACAACUUUUCAAACCUGCAAACUUCCAAGUCGCUUCAGCGGGACAAGCAGCUAACGCUAACGCUACACAAGGCCGAACUGGAGGAUUACUUCUUGUAGAAUUUUCACACUCCCCAGAAAAAAUCUGACUCCCCCUUCGCGUGAACGCGUGGCCACUUGACGGGGUUUUUGUUGUACGUUUACUGUUUUUGCUGUUGUUUUCGGGUUAAAUGUGAUUAAGUACUGAACUGCAGACAUGUUUUCCUGUUAAAUAUGAUUAGGUGACAUGUUUCUCCUCACAUUUAUAAGUUUAACUUAAAUACUAUUUCCUGAAAAAAAUAUGUUUUUAUAAAAUAAAGACAGUCUUUCUUGA
Acanthochromis polyacanthus (spiny chromis) is the source of this 10496-nucleotide messenger RNA. Its product is annotated as programmed cell death 1 ligand 1-like. Lineage: Eukaryota; Metazoa; Chordata; Actinopteri; Pomacentridae. The transcript has 10 exons. The coding region runs from base 319 to 1332 and encodes 337 amino acids. Gene Ontology annotation, biological process: immune response; T cell costimulation; negative regulation of T cell proliferation. Gene Ontology annotation, cellular component: external side of plasma membrane. The record is from RefSeq and is a predicted model, not a curated record.